CCCUUAACGAAACACCACGUUUUCGCGCGCUGGUCACACUAGAACACUCUGAAACGUAAACAUCUGUCGCGUUGCUGUUGUUUGUGAAUCAAAAAAUAAAAGGAGAAAACCAAGAAAUAGAAGCCGGAGAAUGACUCGCCACGCCAGGAACUGUACGGCCGGAGCCGUCUACACGUACAACGAGAAGAAGCGGGAUGCGGCGGAGUCCGGAUACGGGACGAAUGCCCAGAGGCUGGGGAAGGACUCGGUGAAGUCCUUCGACUGCUGCUCCCUGACGCUGCAGCCGUGCCGGCGGCCGGUCAUCACCAAGGACGGCUACCUGUUCGACAAGGAGGCCAUCCUGCAGUACAUCGUCACCAAGAAGAACGAGUACAGCCGGCGGCUGAAGGAGUACGAGCGCCUCCGCAAGGCCGAGGAGGACGAGGUCAGUGUGGAGGCCAACAAGAAGCAGGAGGCCCGCAUGGAGAAGUUCGUGAAUGGCGAGAAGCCGGCCAUGACUCCGGCCCAUCGCUCCGAUCUCCAGCCCUCCACCUCGAGUGCCGCCAGUUCCUCUGCAUCCACAUCCACAUCCGCCACCUCCACACCAUCGUCCUCCUCCAUUUCCAACAUGACCAAUGGCCAUGAGAAGAAGCUGCCCAGCUUCUGGCUGCCCUCCGAGUGCCCCAAUGCCGGUGUGGCCAAGGCCCAGAAGCCGGAUGCCACCAUCUACUGUCCAGUUUCCCAGCAGCCCCUGCGCGUCAAGGAUCUGAUCGACGUGAAGUUCACCCUGCUGCGGGAUGGGGACACCAAGAAGUCGCUCAUCGCCAAGGAGGCCCGCUACAUGUGCCCCAUCACCCACGAUGUCCUCAGCAAUGCCGUGCCCUGCGCCGUCCUCCGACCCACGGGCGAUGUGGUGACCAUGGAGUGUGUGGAGCGACUGAUACGCAAGGACAUGAUUCACCCGCUCACCGAUAGGAAGCUCAAGGAGAAGGACAUUAUUCCGCUCCAGAGGGGCGGCACCGGAUAUGCCACCACCAAUGGCAACCUCCAGGGCAAGGAGAAGCGCCCCAUGCUCCAGGUCUAGAGAUGAUUUUAAAAGCCACUUCCGUCGUGUGUCUGACAUGUUUCAGCAUGAAUUUAUCGCGUUUAAUCAUGAAUAUAUCUUGUUAUUCAUGAAUCUAUCAUAAUACUAUCGAGUUUAGUCAUGUUCCAUCAGGACUAUAUCUUUUUAUUCAUGAAUUCAUAUUUCUAUCGUGUUUAACUAUGAUAUCAUGUUUUAUCAUGAAUAUAUUCAGUUUGAUCAUGAAUUUAUCUUGUAUUCAUGAGUCUAUCAUGUUUAUUCAUUAAACUAUCUUGUUUUGUGACCAUGAAUCCAUGAAUCCAUCAAGUGUACUCUACAACAAUAGAAGCAAUAGUGUCAUGAGCCAGCCUAUCUGGUCUGAUCAUGAAUCUAUAAUUUUUAAUCAAGAUUAAUCAUGAUUCAAUCGUAUUUUAUCAUUUUUCAUCAUGAAUAUAUCAAGUUUCAUCAUGAUUCUUAAUUUUUUAUCGUGAAUAUAUUUUUUGAUUCAUGAAUCUAUACUGUUUUAUGCGUUACUUUGAACGUUACUUGCUUCUCAUGAUUCUAUUAAUCAUGAAUAUAUCAUUUUAUUCAUUUAAUCAAGAUUAUCAUGAAUAAAUCCGGUUCAACCAUGAUUCUAUCGUAUUUCUUCCAGAAUAUAUUAUUUUUCUUUUUUUUUAACUUAUUCAGUUUUAUCAUGAGCCAUGUCUAUUUUGGUAAAUAAUGUUUUAUCAUGAAUAUAUCUUGCUAUUCAUAAUUCGAUCGUGUUUAUUCAUGAAUCUAUUAUGUUUCAUCAUGAAACCUAUCACGUGUACUCUACAAAAAUAGCCAUAAUUGUUAGACAAAUAUAUGUAUCAUAUAUAUACUACAAUAUUCCGAAUAAAUCCAGGCAUGCACCCAUAAAAAUACA
Drosophila ananassae is the source of this 1946-nucleotide messenger RNA. Its product is annotated as nitric oxide synthase-interacting protein homolog. Gene Ontology annotation, molecular function: ubiquitin protein ligase activity. Lineage: Eukaryota; Metazoa; Arthropoda; Insecta; Diptera; Drosophilidae. Gene Ontology annotation, cellular component: nucleus. The record is from RefSeq and is a predicted model, not a curated record. Bases 131 to 1063 code for a protein of 310 amino acids. The transcript has 3 exons.